This is a messenger RNA of Vitrella brassicaformis, 3163 nucleotides long. The record is from the annotation of a GenBank genome assembly. NCBI's taxonomy places the organism in Eukaryota, Vitrellaceae.
AUCGGAUCGGCCAACUUUGAAGUCCUAUCGCACGCCCCAUCCCCUCUGCGGCGCAUCCCAACUCAUCAGUCAGUGCGUCCGUCAUGAUUCACACAGGUCGGCAUCCGCACACACACUCACACUGACACUCACCCAUCAUAUAUGUGUAUCUGAGCGUCGAAGUGGAUGCGUGGGCGUGCAGAUCUGGAGACCUACAUCGCCAGCUAUGGCGACCACGGCAAGCUGCACCGACUGCAAUUCAUCGCCCACCGCGGCUCUCCCCGCAUCAAGAGCGAGGCGCUGCACCACCUCCUCACCGUCGCCAAGCGCCUCGACAACGUCAAGAUGUACCAGGAGGCGCACAGCGCACUCAAGGGGCUGCUCGACGAGAACGUGGACCCGAUGCUGGGCAGCCUGCCGCACAUGGAAACCGACUGGGUGAAUGCCACCACCCGCAACAAUGCACAGCAGCAGCAGGUCUUCGAACAGGUGGGGCGAGCAGGAGGAUGCCACGGUGGCUGGUGGGUGUGGGUGAGCAGGAUGGGGGAGUGAUCUGCCUUGUGUGGUGUGGUGUGUGGUUUGGUGCGCAGGACCUUCAUCAGGCGAAAGUGACGCAGAUCAAGGACAGCAUCCGGGUGGGUAGUGGGCAUGACACACACACACAUCACACAUCACACAUCACACAUCACACAUCACACAUCACACACAUCACUCAUCCAUCGCACGCACACACACACUGUCUGGCUGACCGAUCGCCCUCGUUUACGGCUGUCUGGCUGUCUGGCGCCCGAUACGCAAACAAGAGGGCGAAGACCACACUUGCACUCACAGACAGAGAGAGGGAGAUGUCCAUACGCCCAGUCUCACUCACAUGACAUGUGGAUGCAACAUGCUCGUCACACGACCACACACGCGAUGAAUGACUCCCACGUCGUCUGCACGCGCGUGUGUGUGUGGUCAGCUGGCGUUGAUGGCCUCGGCGACCUUCUACUUCCGCCGUGGCAACUAUGAGGUGGGUCGGUGGGUGGGGAGAGGGGGGGAGGGGAGGAGGAGAGGGAGUGUCGCCAUGUAAUGUGUGUGUGGUUUGUGUGUGUUUAGGAGGCGCUGAAGCAUUACUCCAAGAGUCGCGAGUACACUGUCGAGGCGCCCAACGUGCUAGAGGUAGAUACCACAUCCGCCGCAGUGAGAUGGACAACGAUCGUUGUGUGUCGUGUCAUGCAGAUGUGUUUUGCGUCCAUCGAGACGGUGGUGAUGCUGAGCAGAUACACAGACAUCAUAUCCUACGCAGCCAAGGUACACACACACGCAGGGUAAGACGGUGUGCACAUGUUGUGUGUGGCCAAUCCAUUGACAGGCUCAGCACACGCCGUACAAGACUCCGAAGGACAAUGCGCGCGUGACGGCUGCACACGGACUCUACUACCUCAAGCUGCGCAAAUACAAAGACGCUGGUACGUCUGCUGGUGCGUGCGUGGCACGCACACAAGAGCAGCCACCUCAUAACCGGGCAAUGGUGUGUGUUUGUGCCUGUUUGCAGCUGAGUCGUUCCUCGGACUCAAGCCCAACGAGCUCGGCGAAUCGUUCAAAAACGUGAGCACCCCACACCACAGCCACUGCACCACCCUGCCGAGUGAAAGGGAGACCUGCACACAUCCAUCUGUUCGUUGGGUCUGCAAUGGUAUCUGUGUGUGCAGGUGUUGACUGUGCAAGACGUCGCCCUGUAUGGCUCGCUGUGCGCCCUGGCCUCCUACACACGGACGGAGCUCAACGAGAAGGUCCGCUCGUCGAUCGCAAGAUGCAUACGAGGCGAUCCCGCGUAUGUGGGUGAUCUGUGUGUGUGUGCAGAUCGGGGAGAAGUCUGUGUUCCGCGAGACGCUCGACUUCGUCCCCAUCAUCCGGUGAGUCGAUACCACCACGCGCCUCACACCAACACACACUGGCUGGGCGCCUCAUGGUGUGUGUGUGUGCGUGUGUGCGCGUCAUUCGUUCAGAGAUCUGACGUUGGAUUUCUGUCAGUGUCACUACAAGAGAUGCCUCGAAGCGCUCUACAAGAUCAAGGUCCGUCGGUGCUGGUGGGUGGGCGGCAUGUAGCAAGCAACACAUGAGUCCGUGUGGUGUGGUGUGUUGUGUGUUGUGUGUUGAUGCAGCCGAGUGCCGAUUUGGAUGUCUAUUUGUCUGCUCACUGGACGGAGCUCAUUCGCAACAUCCGAGACAAAGCCAUCGUGCAGGUACCAAGGAGAGGUAGCAAGGAGGAACCUGUGGGUGGAUUCACCGUGUGUGUCCAUCUGUCAGUAUUUCUCGCCAUUUCUGUCGGUGUCGCUGGCUAACCUCGCGGCCGAACUCAACACUGAUGUAGAAGGUCAGGCAGGCCAUUGGCAGAGAGACGUGGGUAUCGUCAUGCAUGGCUCCUUUCUAUGCGCCCGUGCGUGUGGUUUGUAGGCAUCGAGACAGAGGCGGCCAACCUGAUCGCAGAGAAGAAGAUCUCAGCCAAAAUCGACUCACACAAGAAGGUAUCCCUCCCUCUCUCCACCCACCCACCCACCCACCCACACGGACAGAUCCCAUUCCACACCUCACCGCCCUCUCUCUCCCUCUGUCUGUCUGUCUGUCUGUGUGCAGGUGUUGCUGCAGCGUGACACGGACCUGCGCCGGUCGACUUACAAAGACGCCAUGCGGCUGGGGCAGGAGUUCUUCGAGUCCACUCAGCAGCUGCUGCUCAGGCAAGGACUCACUUUCUGUCGGUGCCAUGCGUGUAGGAGCCAUGGGUGGAUCGAUUGACGGGGGCCUGGCCCUUCUCUCUCUCUCUCGUCUCUCUCUCUCGUGUGUGUGUGUGUGUGUGUGUGUGUGUGGUCUGCAGAAUGAAUCUGGUCAAGUACGACAUGGCCGUCAAGCCCUCGCGCAAGUGAAUCAACGACGACCAUGGACUGGAUGGACACGUGUUAGCGUGCUACAGCGAAAGAGGGCGAAAGAAACGACGGCGGACGGCGGAUGGCUGGAUGCCAUCAUGUGUGUAUUUGUAGCUCUCUCGGUCUGCAUGGCCAUGCAGGUGUCGUUGAUGGAGUGCGCGUGUGUGUCUCUCAACUGACAGCGAUGCCAUCCAUACCACGGCUUUCGCAUCCACACCAUAAACACACAGCGCGAACAAACGACAAACCGUAAUGCUUGCAGCCCAUCGAUAGUAGAG